CAAAACUAUAGAAAUAUGAGAAGUGGCUCACUCGUCUGCUUUGCCUAAAAGACAGAGGUCCUGCUAUCCAUUCAUUUACAAUAACUGCUUCUUGUCUUAGCUUUUUACUUUUUCUCAUAUGUCCCCUUUUAAUUGAAACCUUAAUACUUCAUAUUUUUAUUUGGAAAAUGGACUCCUUAAAAGUCAGUACACCUUUACUGCAUCUUGUUGUCUUCAUAAUAUACUGCAUUUUGCAAGGCACCUGUCAACAACACCACAGAAUAGCUGGUGGUCCCAACCCUUCAUGGAGGCAGAGGGUGCAGUGGCAGAACAAUGGGAGAGUAUACAGCCUACUGAGCCAGGGUUCUGAGUAUCAGCCAUCAAGGAGAAGAACCUCUGCAUCGGGUUCACCUAACAAUCCUUUGCUGCUAUUAAGCAGUAGAAAUAAUACAUCUCCAGGAGCUUCAGUGAGACCACAAGAUUCCAGACCUGAAAACCCUCAGACUGAAGUUCGACAAGCAACAAGCACAAAUCAGGCAAGUGAGACUGAAAGUCGUCUCUGGUUCCAAGCUGGCAGACCAAGAAGUCAAGGAGAGGAUGCUUCUCCUAGACAAAGAAGCAGACAAGAGAGUGCUUCUGACAGGAGACACACUGCUGCUCGACCCAGUCCACAGCCAUCACAAAGAGUAAAUGCAACUACAAGCAAUAGAGGCAGGCUGGACAGGAUGCAAGGAGAUGAUCCAUAUAACCCUUACAAGUAUGGUAAUGAUGACAAUCCUUAUUACAACUACUAUGACACCUACGAGAGGCCAAGGCCAUCUGAUAGGCAACGACAUGGCUACGGUACCCGGUAUCAUCAGAAUGGGCUUCCAGACUUGGUUCCAGAUCCCUACUACAUCCAGUCCUCCAUUUAUGUGCAAAAAAUGUCCAUGUACAGCCUGAGAUGUGCAGCUGAGGAGAACUGUCUUGCAAGCUCAGCCUACCGGUCAGAUGUCAGAGAUUAUGACCAGAGGGUGCUUCUUCGCUUUCCUCAGAGAGUGAAAAAUCAAGGAACAGCUGACUUUAUGCCAAGCAGACCCCGUUACUCAUGGGAAUGGCACAGCUGCCACCAACAUUACCACAGUAUGGACGAGUUUAGUCACUAUGACUUACUUGAUGCACAGUCGCACAGAAGAGUUGCUGAGGGCCACAAGGCCAGUUUUUGCCUGGAGGAUACAUCUUGUGACUAUGGUUACUAUAGGCGAUUUGCAUGUACUGCACAUACACAGGGACUGAGUCCUGGUUGUUAUGACACCUACAAUGCUGAUAUUGAUUGCCAAUGGAUUGACAUCACAGAUGUAAAGCCUGGAAACUAUAUUUUGAAGGUCAGUGUGAAUCCAAGCUACUUGGUUCCAGAAUCUGAUUACUCCAACAACAUUGUCCGCUGUGAUGUACGAUAUACCGGUCAACAUGUAUACACUUCUAGCUGUUCGAUUUCUCCCUAUUAGACUGCAGGAAAGAAAUCAUAUCAAGGUUUGAUUAUUCUGGAGUUGACAAGUCAUUGGAUCCAAUUGGAUGUAAACACUUUUCAAUGGAAGCAUAUGGACUUUGACAUAAACUGGAUUUUAACCAUGUGUAACGAAGUUAGCACUAUUUUAAUACAUACAAUGACUGGUUGAUCUGUGUAGGAAUGACAUUGGUUUAUUUUUUCGAUACAGACAAGUAAUAUUCCCAUAUAUGCAAUAAUGAGGCAAAAUGAUUUCUAUAUCAGUCCGGAUAUCGGAUCCGCAAAAUACAGAUACUGGCCGUGUGCGUCCCUCUCGCUUUGCAGUCCCGCAUGUUCCGACCAUAAUAUAAAUGCCUAUUCUAGUCCGCAAAACGGAAAAGAAUAGGACAUCUAUCUUUUAUGUGGGUCCGCAGAAUGGACAUGUGGAUAGCUGUCCACAUCUUUUGCAGGCCCAUUGAAAUGAAAGGGUCGCAUCCAAUUCGCUGUGGAUGACCGAAAAUACGGUCGUGUGAAUGGACCAUAACACACAUCCUUUUCACACUGGAUUCAUUUUAUGCUGUCAGGAGAUAGCCACCAGCAGUGGCUUACUCCUCCAUUGACAACACCUGCACGGACGCCCAAAUGGAGCGUGUAUGUGUAUGGGGCAGUCGGGAGGAACAGGCGUCAGCUGAAAGACAACUAUUGUAGUAGGCAUCUUUAUUUGUAGCUGCAGGUUUCCAAUGUUAAAUCCUCAAUAAACCCCCCCCCCCCCCCACUCACAUACUAUGAGCCAUUUAUAAUACUAGUGUUGUCCUUUGCAGCAGUAAGACUAUUGGGCCCCUUCAGGCACCAGUUGCAACUUCAAUCUGUGCAGCAGCAUCUCCACCAACAUCUGCAACCCUGCAUU
Bufo bufo (common toad) is the source of this 2351-nucleotide messenger RNA. RefSeq names its product lysyl oxidase (gene LOX). The record is from RefSeq and is a predicted model, not a curated record. NCBI's taxonomy places the organism in Eukaryota, Metazoa, Chordata, Amphibia, Anura, Bufonidae. Gene Ontology annotation, molecular function: copper ion binding; protein-lysine 6-oxidase activity. The transcript is spliced from 7 exons. The coding region runs from base 168 to 1466 and encodes 432 amino acids. Gene Ontology annotation, biological process: peptidyl-lysine oxidation.